Oreochromis niloticus (Nile tilapia) is the source of this 11515-nucleotide messenger RNA. RefSeq names its product protocadherin-1. Gene Ontology annotation, cellular component: plasma membrane. Gene Ontology annotation, molecular function: calcium ion binding. NCBI's taxonomy places the organism in Eukaryota, Metazoa, Chordata, Actinopteri, Cichliformes, Cichlidae. The transcript has 5 exons. Gene Ontology annotation, biological process: homophilic cell-cell adhesion. The coding region runs from base 873 to 4520 and encodes 1215 amino acids. The record is from RefSeq and is a predicted model, not a curated record.
ACGAAGUUGUUGGGGUGGAUGCUCGCUCCGCCCCCGCCCCCUCCGGUGUAGUGUAUAGAGUGUAUGGGUGAGGGAGGGGAAGGAUGGGGGAGAGAGCGAGAUAGAGACCGGGAGGGAGAGAGAGAGAGAAGCGCGAGCGCACUCGUUUGGAUUCACUCCACUUUCUCAGCACUCACGGUGCAGUCGCGCGACCUGCUCCGUGCUGAACCGGGAGGCGGACAGAGUUUGAGGCGGCUGAGCGGUGACCGCGCGUCGGAGUGGGAACUACCCGGAGACCCGCUGCUGACAGCUCCCGGACCUUGUGUUUGUUGCUCGGGUCGUUUUUUUUAAAAAAAACAAAACAAAAAAACAAAAAACAUUUCUGCCCUGUCCCGGUGCUCUGUCCAUCUCAACCCCAACAUCUCCCACGCGUGCCACCAGCGGAGGAUGCUGCUGCUGCCGCCGCUGUCCGUAAAGCCCGGGCGGCGAUAACGUUUCUGCGGAGUAACUGAGUGACCCACCCCUCCUCGCCCGGACGGGUCUGCCCCACCCCCCUCCUCCUCCUCCCCGGCUGGACUCCAGCUCCAGCCGCUCCUCCGGUGAGAGGAAGGACUGUCGGGCUGACGCGCAGCGCUGAUCACGACACUCAGAGUGGACAGAGAUUUGAGAGAAAUUGGAGUAAUCACCACCCCUGGCUGUCUGACUGGAUUGUUUGGUUUGUUUAGAGAUUUGAUUUUCGGGAUUCUUAUUUUUCUUUUUUUUUUCCCGGGAGGUCUGGAGCGGCUCCGUCUUGGUACCGAGGAGGAGCGGAGCCUGUAGCCAGGCUGGAGCGCUCAGAGCCGGGGAACCACGCAGCUCUUACCCGGUCCAGAGCGGUGUUUUCUGGCAGAGACAUGGCGGCGCCGAGGUGUGAAGCUUUGUUCUUUUUAGCUGCCGUCCUGCUGGUGUCUUGCAGCGCCGCGCCCACUGACAUCCUCUAUCGGGUUCUUGAGGAGCGACCGCCCAACACGGUGAUUGGCAGCCUGGCGACAGACCAGGGCCUGCCCAAUGCCGGUCAUCUCUACAAGCUGGAGGUGGGUGCGCCGUACCUGAGGGUCGAGGGCUCGACCGGUGACAUCUACACCACCGAGAUCCCCAUUGACCGUGAGACGCUGAGAGACUGCCGCAACCUGUUCGAGGGCGACAAAUGCUACCUGGAGUUCGAGGUGUCGAUCACUGACAUGGUGAAGGGUAUCGGCACGGGGCCGCGGCUCAUUGAAGGUCGCAUCGAGGUCCUGGACAUAAAUGACAACACGCCGCAGUUCUCCUCGCCUAUCCUGACUCUGUCCAUUCCCGAGAACACGCACAUCGGCGCCCUCUUCUCCAUCCCCAUGGCCACUGACAGAGACUCGGGGAGCAACGGCGUGGCAGAUUACUCUCUUAGCAGUAGCACCGGAUCAGACGCUGACCAGCUCUUCAGCCUGCAGGUCGCCGUGGACGCGGAGGAGAAGCUGCCACAGCUGGUCGUGAUGGGCAACUUAGAUCGUGAGAUGAAGGACUCGUAUGACCUGAACAUCAGGGUACAGGAUGGCGGGAAUCCUUCGAGGGGCAGCAGUGCUCUGCUGAGAGUUACGGUGACCGACCAGAACGACUGCACUCCGAAGUUUGAGAAAAGUCACUACGAAGCUGACCUACCAGAAAACAGUCCACCGGGACACUCUGUACUGCAGGUCAAAGCCAACGACGCAGACACUGGACUCAAUGGAGAGAUAGACUACAGCCUCCAUCAAGCAUCAGAAUCUGUCCAAAGGCUUCUGCGCAUUGACCGUGCAACAGGCAUCGUCUACGUCAAAGGUCUUGUGGACAGAGAAGAAGAAAACUUUCUCAAGUUCUUUGUGGUGGCAAGAGAUCGUGGACCGAAUUCCAAGAGUUCCAAGGUCCUUGUGACCGUACACAUCAAGGACCAAAAUGACAAUGCACCAGCCAUUGAGAUCCGUGGUAUUGGCUUGGUAACACAUCACGAUGGUGUGGCCAACAUUUCUGAGGAUAUGCCCAUUGGUACACCAGUGGCACUGGUCCAGGUGUCAGACCGUGAUGAGGGGGAAAAUGCUGUGGUGACAUGUGUUGUUGCUGGUGAUGUUCCAUUUCAGCUUCGUCCCGCAAGUGAGUCAGCCAACGAUCGGAAGAGAAAAUACUUCCUGCAGACAACAACCCUGCUGGAUUAUGAGCGUAUUAAGGAUUACAGGAUUGAAAUAGUCGCUGUGGAUUCUGGAAACCCAGCUCUGUCCAGCACUAACGCUCUCAAAGUCCAGGUUACAGACAUUAAUGAUAAUGCACCAAACUUUUCUCCUUCAACUGUUGAGGUGGACUUUGCAGAAGGCAACCAGCCAGGAGACAAAGUUCUAGACAUUGUGGCGACAGAUGCAGACAGCGGCACAAACGCAGAGUUGUUCUAUAGCAUCACUGAGCCAACCGCCAGAAGGCUCUUUAAAAUUAAUUCCAGCACUGGAGAAGUUCGUGUGAAUCACUCAUUGGAUCGGGAAGAAAAAGAGCGUUAUGAAUUCCGUGUAAUUGCAGCAGACAAGGGUGUGCCUAGUAAAACCGGCACUGCCACGGUGGUGGUGAAUGUUCUAGAUUGCAAUGACAAUGACCCGAAGUUUACACUGAAUGGCUAUAGCUUCUCUGUCAUAGAGAACAUGCCUCCACUCAAUCCUGUUGGUGUAGUGACAGUCAAUGAUGCAGAUAAGGAUGAGAAUUCCCAAGUCAGGCUGUUUGUGGAACAGGACAAUGGCAUGUUUCUCAUCCAGAAUGGCACAGGAACCAUCCUGUCAAGCAUCUCCUUCGACCGUGAAAAGAAGAGCACCUACACGUUUCAACUAAAGGCUGUGGAUGGUGGUAACCCACCUCGAUCCUCCUAUGUGGGUGUGACCAUCAAUGUCUUGGAUGAAAAUGAUAAUGCCCCAUAUGUUACCAGGCCGUCUAACUCGUCCUUUGUACACCUACCAGUUGGGACCCGACCAAACACACAUGUGGAGGUGGUAAAAGCUGAGGACAUUGAUGCUGGACUCAAUGCUGAGCUAGAGUAUACCAUCAUAGGUGGAAAUCCAUAUGAUCUGUUCCAAAUAUCUACCAAUGAUGGGGAAAUCACAGCAGCGCAAGAAUUAACCCCCAAGUAUAAUGGGCUACAUCGGCUGGUAGUGAAGGUUGUUGAUAAGGGCAAACCUCCUCGUAACACCAUUGCACUAGUUCAUGUUUUUGUAAAUGAAACGAAAUCAAAUGUCUCCCUCAUUGAAGCGCUGGUUGGACACAGCCUCUACACCCCUUUGGACAGGGACAUUGCCGGAGAUCCCAACUAUGCCUAUUCUCAGCAAAGCAAUAUUCUGUAUGGCAGUCUUGCCGGUUUUGCUGUUGUCAUUUUAGUUAUAGUUGCCGUGGUCCUCAUCAGACGCUGGGUACAGAAGGAUACCAAGAGUGGUUACCAGGCCGGCAAGAAGGAGAGUAAGGACCUGUAUGCCCCAAAGCAGGGCCCUAAAAAUGGCAAAGGGAAAAAGAGCAAAAAGGGGAAGGCUCCAAAACCAGCUAAGACAGGAGAAGACGAUGAGGACGCCAGUCUACAAAAAGGCCUCAAAUUCAACUUAAUCAAUGAGAAUGUCAAUGACAGUCCCAGAAUCCACCUGCCCCUUAACUAUCCACCAGGGAGCCCUGAUCUGGGGCGCCACUAUCGCUCCAACUCCCCGUUACCAUCCAUCCAGCUGCAGCCACAGUCACCAUCUGCCUCCAAGAAGCACCAGGCUGUUCAGGACCUCCCUGCCACCAAUACCUUCGUGGGGACGGGCGACAACAACUCUACUGGCUCCGACCAAUAUUCGGAUUACAGCUACAAGGCCAACCCACCCAAAUACAGCAACAAACAGCUGCCCCACCGUCGAGUGACCUUCUCUACGGCCAAUCAGGCGCAGGAUCUGCAGGACGCAUCCCAGCACAGCUAUUACGACAGCGGCUUGGAGGAGUCGGAGACCCCCAGCUCCAAGUCAUCGUCGGGGCCGCGGAUCGGGCCUCUGGCUCUGCCGGAGGACCACUACGAGCGGACCACACCUGACGGCAGCAUCGGCGAGAUGGAGCACCCGGAGAACGAUCUCAGGCCUCUUCCCGACGUGGCAAUGACCGGUAAAUGCACCCGGGAGUGCACCGAGUUUGGCCACUCUGACUCCUGCUGGAUGCCCGGCCAGCCUUCUCCCAACCGCAAGGUAUCCAAGAAUGCCCCCAAGCUCUCCACCUUCGUGCCUUACCAAGAGAUGGACGGGCAGGAGCAGCUGAUGGCCAACGGCAGCCCCAAGCCCCUGCCGAUGGAGGAGCGUGGACCAGGUGGCGGCGGCGGUGGCAGCAGCUCCAAAGUGGCCAACAUGCGUUUCAUGACACCCUACAGCAGUGCCUACCCCAGUGGCGGAGAUUCAUCCAGUAAAGACUGUGGGAUGGAGGAGAUCCCGCUGAGCCAGGCGGUGGAGUACCACUCAGCUACCACUCCAACCGGCCAAACCUCCAAGAGGGAGAUCUACCUGUGAGGGCACAGCUCUCCACCUUAAAACCCACACUCAUCGCCCAGCGCUCCCCACCGUGCCCGUCGCUGCUCGCCACCACCUGUCGCGCCCCCUCACAGCUGCCCCCUGUGCCUAUAACUUGCUGUGCCACAGCACCUACUCCCCCUUUUACCUUUUUUAUAAAUGCAUCUACCUACAAGGCUUUAGCCCCCUCCACCUCUGCCCACAGACACCCCCACCCCCUGCAAAAACCAAUCACAUGUAAAAUAGAAGAAAUUCAAAUCAAUUAAUGAAAAUGCGGCUUGAGCUGCUUUGGAAGGAAUGUAAACUACACCACAUUGUUGUGAUAAUUUAAAUGGGAAACUAUUUAGCUACUCACGUUUUUCAGCUGGAUUUUUUGUGUUGCUUUAGCUUUGUUGCUGUGUGGGACCAGAAAACAAAAAAAAAAACCCAAACCUUCCGGGGGGUGAAGGGAAAUAACUUCUUGUAAAUCCUACUUAAGUAUACUGUGUAUUGCUAUCUAUCCUCAUUUUCUUUUUUUGGAUUUACUUUUCUUUUUAGUUUUCCUCUGUCACCUUCGAAGACACAGGGAAAUACUACGUUUUUAAGCCAAGUUGCAUCAAAUCAACUGGCUUGUUUUUGUCAGGAGCAGCUCAUCGUUAACGUGAGACGUUUGUAGAAAGACAGCUGUUUUCCAAACUCGAGAUAUUUAGGGUUUUAUUUCUUUAUUUUGCUGUGGAGAAUCUUUUUUUUCAUUGUACAGGCUGUAAAUAUUACAAACAGUGACAGUGGAAACUGCUGUGGCAGAGCGGAUCCAUGGCCGUUAAUCUUUCUGCAGCUCUUCAUGUAACACUGGACUGAAAAUGGUUGCAUGUAGAGAGAAAUGAUGCCGUGGCAUUCGCCGUCACACUGCAGGAACCUGGACUCUUGAGCAUCACCAACGGUGCCGAGUUACAAACACAAGACUUUUUAAUCAUUUUUCCUCUGCUGUCUAACACUGGAACACGGUGGAAUUUACGUUAACGAGGAAGCAGAAACAUUAGAGGCGCACCGAUACAACUUCAUACAGAACCGAAGGAAACCUAAGUGCUUCUUUCAGAGUCUCAGAAUCUAAGAAGCGAUUAUAUUAUUCAUGCUGUUGUCAGUAGUAUACCAUAAUAUGAUAAACUUAAACAUGAAUGUUACAGAAGGGUAUCCAAAAAUAGUCAAAUGGUGGUUUUCUUGCAUCAAACUGAUCGUUUUUCUUUCUGGCAUCGAAUUAUCUUCCACCUGUGUUAUGAUACAUUCACAUGUGAGAGACCUAAAAGUUUAAAGUGCUCAGCUUAAGGCAACAUUGUUCAUCAGAAAAAAGAAAUGAUUACUCUGUCAAAAAAUCCAUUUAUUGUGCAGUUUCUGAAUACGGAUUGAUUAUGAGCAUUUGCAUUAAUGAAGCCGAAAAGGUAAAAAAAAAAAAAAAAAAAAGCUUUUCAAAUUAGUUAGAGUUUCGGCUUCUCCAGUCUGAAGACUUCCUGCUUUUCUGUAUAUCAUUCUGAACUUAAGUGAGUAGGUUUUAGUUUGUCCAGUGGCUCCAGAUCUCACAAAUCUUUUGAGAUUAAAAUUUUUAAUCCAGUUGAUCCCAAUAAACAACUCAAUAAAGUGUUAAUGAAGAAUCAUCACAGCUGUAGCUCUAGUCCAUGACAGCCUGGAAGCUUUUAUUUCAGACUCAAUAAAAACGUUUGUCUUGUGACAUCACAGGAAAGGUUUAGAAGGAAUUCAAAUACCAGGGUUCACACUCCAGGGAGCAGAGCGGGAUCCGUGCAUUGCAAUCUGUUGGAUCUCAAAAUUUCUGAUGCUUUGCAUCAUCCCCAAAGAACAUGAAUGUUCAGGCAUUAUUUCAUAAAAAUCUUCUUGUAGUUGUGAAUCAAAUCAUAAUCAUCUUUGAGAUUCAGCCUCUGAAGAGCAUGAAUAUCCACAGGGAGUGUAAUAUUGCUCUGUUUGCUACCACUUUAGGGUCAAAGUCACUGCCUACAAUAAGUACUACAUGAGUAUCUGUAUUCAUGCAGUCAGUGUCUACUAUUAUCACCAUGCCUGCUUGCAACUACAUGACACCAAGGUCGUUGCUGACCAUUGACCAAAGCAGAGCUGUGACUAGACUACAUUCAAUUCGAUGUUUAUAAAAAAGGAUCACCCAGCCUCAUGACUCACGGAGCUUACAGUGUUGUAAGGUGGGGUGGGUGUGGCUUAGAAGCUCAACCAGGUCAUCUACUAAUUAGAAGGUCGAUGGUUCAAUCCCUAGCUGCUCCAGUCUGCAUGUCAAAGAACUGGUAUAAUUCUGAACCCUGACGUGUGAAUAGAUAGGAAGCACUUAGGCAUGCAGUAAUGGGUGAAUGAGGCUUGUAGUAUAAAGUGCUUUGAGUGCUCAAGGAGAGUAGAAAAGCGCUUCAUAAGUAUGAGGCCAUUUACCAUUUUAAAGCGUGCCCACAGGAAGCAUUACUGAUUUUAUUUGCUUCUUCAGAGGUGAUCAUCAUCAGCAUCACAUCCAUGUCGCACUUCUUACCACUGCUAGCUUGGAAGGCUACAGCGUCGGGAGCUCACUUUUAGAAAGUAAAUGAAUAUAAUCUAAGAUUAAUGAUUUCCAAAAUCUUCACUUAAUCUUUCAAAGCUUAGCAGAGAGCAGAGAUGUUGUUCGCGAUGCCUGUUUUGUUUUUGGAGGCAGUCCCACAAGCACAAAGCAGCUGUAGGCUUCCUGAUGCUGACAGUCCACAGAGUGUUAUGGCUCCUUUAUCCUUUACAGCUGUGGUGGGCUUCAGUGUGUUUGUGGUGACUGUGGUGAAUGUUUCCCUGCUGUUUUUCGAGCUUGAAGGAAGAGCUCUCCAGUCUUUGUCGCUGCUCGUUAUUUCCCACCUCUUUACCUUCUCAGUGUGAGGCCGAGCCGUGCAGCGUUUAGCAGAAGUAUUUAUUAAACCUGUUAGCUGUGUGCAGCGGGGGAGGUGGCUGCCAUUUCCUGCAGUGCUGAAGUCGCACAGGAAUGCAGGAUUAAUGACACCUGUACAGGCUCGAGUCCGCUAACACCCCCUCCGCACAGCACAGCACAGCACAGCACAGAAACUCUAAUUACAACCUGAGGCUCGGCAUAUUACCGGCAAUAAUUUGCACCAGUAAAAGUGAGCUGGUUUGGAAGUUCAUUCAUUCCGAGGCUCAUGUUAAUGGCUGCUGAGGAUAAUGUGAGAUUUCACCUGUAGUGAUGCACGCCAGCUGGGAGUGGAUGGAUGAAAGGAAAGGCACAGUGAGAGAGUGUGCUGCAAAAAAUCUCCCGAACAAGUCAUUUAGUCUCACACUGAGCUGGAAAGUCAUAAAAUAAAGCAAAAACUGUGGUGAUAUUAUUUUCACCCGCGUCCAUCCCAGUCUGGGAUUUACCUGACAGCUUCUCAGGCAACUGAUUAAAACAUUUACAUUUACUCUGAUGUAUAUUUUCAGGAAGGCUUGUACAACUCCAACCUAGAAUCAAGGUCAGAUGUUGAGUUUUAGUCAAGAGCCAUUUCGGAACAUGCACAUAUUCACCCAGAGGAGAACUACUUCCAGCAAAGUACAACUGGUGGCUGAAAUUAAGCAACAUAUUUUCAGAAUUUACAAGAAAGUCGUUCAAUUUUGUUCAUUUUUCUCAAGGCCCUCUCUUUUAUUUUUAUUCUCUUUUAUUCAUGUCCCCAUAUAAAACUACUACCAAAAACGCAGACAGUAAGAUAGGCAUUAACCAGUCCAUGUGUGAUUGUCAGUUGCAUCAGAAGAAUCCACAGUCUGUGAGACUCUUGGAUAAUAGAAGCACGGCCACCUCUGUUUGUGUCACCUGGUGCGAAUUUGGAUCAAUUCACAUUUUUGCACAGAGAGAUAAUCACAUAACACAAAAACUCCGCUUUGCAUUUAGUCUGAACACAGCAUAACAUGCACCUUUUUCUUUUUGCAUAAGCAUUUUUGGGCCUGAAGAAGAAAUAGUAAUGCACAUCUACUAGGUGUCCAUAAUUAGAGAUUUAAAAAUAUAAAUCCCUUUGCCUUAACAGCUUCAUCAAAUUAAGACGGAGAAUAUAACUCUUCAUGUCUUCUAAUAAUUGUUGAAAGGCGCUACAAAAUCUGGUAAUGUUGCAAAGACUGGUUAAAAUGAAAAGUGCAUGUGCAGACUCUGCAUCCAAAAACUGAUUUUGAUCUGUAAUCUGAAUACCAGCAGAUUUACCUGACCCACUGGAUUCUGGAAGGAGACAGAUGUCCUUUUGGGCUUCCGUCAGGAAGGGUGUUCAGCAUUAAACAAAUCUAACAAAUGAAACGUGCGGAGCUACUCACUGUGACGAGCCAUUAGGAAAAAGAGAAUAGCUGACAGUAGCUUUAUCUGCAGAUUUGUCAGUCCAUCAAUUAAAAAACAAAAUGUUCAUUUUAAUUAAAAAACCUCUUCAGUUAAUCCUACACAUUUAUAGGACUUAUACAUGAAAGAUAUUAAAUUCUGCUAGAAAGUGAAUCUGCCUCAUGUUGUCAUUUCCAGAACUGCUGCCUUCCAGAAAAAGGCAACAGAUUUGUGACUGUCUCACUCACACGAGCACAAAAGUCUUGAUGAGCCUAAAUGACUAGUCAUUAAUGUUUUGCAGCAUGUGAUAUGAACAUCCUUUUUUCACAAUCAAAGAGGGAACAUCAAAGCGAUGCCGACAAGCUGAGAUGCCAGCGAAGAAAACACGGCAAAUUGGGGCUAUCGGAAGGGUCACGCAGAGGUCGUGUUAUUGUUCUAUUAGGCAAACAGUCGCCUUCACCAAGAGUUUCACAGUGAUUCGUGGCGCUGCCUUUGUGCUGGUGUUUUUGAUGCGUAAUUGCUUCUUAUUGUACAUACAUUUAGCAUUUGGUGUGUUGAAGCUCUCCGUGUGGGCUGUGUGUGGUUCAAAGCGAGGUUUCUCCGUUGCCUCGACGAUAUUUGAUUUUUGAUUGAUGCAUCUCCUUCUUAAGAACCUGCACACACGGUCAUUGUGUUCUGCAUAUAAGUCAGCCAUCAUUCAACCACCAUUCAGUCCUCACUGUGACACAGAUUUAGAGUUCAUAGGCCCCAGCGCCGCUCCUCGCCUUCCCCAUUCUUCCUCGGGUGAUUUAAAGCUCAGAGCUCGGAUUGAUUAUUUACAGGCCAACCUUAGAGGCCCAUGUUGACUUUCCUCCUUCCUUUUCCCCUUGCCACGCUUCAAAUUCAGCGUGAGUGAGUAAUUAUAUUCUCUUCUGUGAUGCUUACCCACAGCCUGGAUGGGCGAUAAACUCCCAAGUGCCCGAAGUCUUAUGCUGUGCAAGGCAAAGAUAUGGGAGAGGGGGAGAGGUCAUAUAGCAUCGGUAUAACCUCAGCUCUUUCUCAGCAAUUAACCCCAGACAAAGAAAAAUGAACCCUGGUAAUACCUGAUGACCUUUGGUGAACUCUGCUGUCGCUGUUUGCUCUUUAGGCCUCCCGUAGUUUUGCUUGUGCAUUAAAGCAAACACAGGUACUGCUGGCAUGUUUGCACAGUAACAUCAGGCUUACGAUGCUUAUUACAGGCAUGAAGAAAUGUGUCAGGGCUUGAGCAUCCCUAUAUUAGAGGUCCAAAAGUACGUGGACAUGUAAAUGUUUGCGUCUUAUUGUUAAACAUGUGAUUACAAUAACAACCCUUGGAGCUGAAAAAUGAAGCAAAGUGUGAAGUGUCAGAACUCCCAUGUUUACUGCAGCCUUGUGGACAGCGUCCUCCAAUUGUAGGGUGAAUUAUUAUUAUUAUCAUUAUUAUUUUAAUAUUAUUAUUAUUUUAAAUUCAUAUGGGUGUGUGGCCACUUUGAUUGACCAAAUUAGCCAUUCAGUACCGGCUAGUCCUCACCUUUGUUAAUCAGAGUCACUAAGCUGGACUUCUCAAUUGUAGUUGUGCUGUCGGUGUACUUUGAGCAUUUCUAAUGGGUUUACUGGAUAAAUGAAACAGCUUACAUUGCGAUACAGCCCAUACAAGAAGUCUUUGCUUCCACUGUGAUGUAUGAAUUUCAGUAUUUCAUUAGUAUCUUAGCUGAUGAGUGGGUCUGUGUGUUGAGGUGGAGUGCUAAGUAAUCAGCUUACUAUGAUGCUUCAAAAUGUGGAGCCCACAGCCAAUGGGAGAGGUCAUGGUGGCUACAUCCAUCCACAUGCAGUCGAUUACAUCAUCAUGAGUACCAGCAGAUUUUGGAACCCAGUAACAGAAAUUUGCAGUUGUUUGGUAACGACGCCUGUCAUGCGGUCCAGCUUAUCCCAAAGGUGUGAGCUGUGGUUGCAGACAGGCUCAGGUUACAGCAGAGUGGGAAAACCAUUUUGAGAAAACUUUUCUUCUGUUCUUUUUUCAACUAAAGCACAGAGUCAAACUAUGAAGUUCAAAAAAUCUGAAUAAAUGUGGAUUAGUUCAGUUACAACCAGCCAUACCAUAUAUGGAGCAACAGUCAUUUCAGACUUUUUUGCAAUGUUAGGUAAAAACCCCACAUCAAAAGGAGAACCAGCAAGAACUUGGUAACAGUCAGUGUUGGGUGCAGUAAUGCAGUAAUGUAAUGUGAGUGUAUGCAGACUCCAGCCCAGCAGCCGGAGACUGAAGAUCAGCAGGUAACAGAGGCAGUGAUGAGCAGUCAGGGUUACACCUCAGUUUCUACCUGUUCAUUUUUCUAAACUAGAAUCAUCGUGGGGACGGCUUUAAAGUCUGUUUUCAUCUGGUUUCCAUCUUUGCUUUGUGCUGUGUUCAUAUGUAAAUACUAAAGGAUCGUAUAUCCUCAUCAGAAAUAAGGAUUUAUGUCGGUGUGUGGGACUGUAGCGUAAGGUUUACAUUAACUGGUGAUUAUGAGACAAUGUGUUUCAGAUAAUCCUGCAUAGUAACAAGAAAUUAAUAAAUGAGUAGUGUAACAAAUUACUUUCUCUGGUGAGCAUACUGCAUUACUUUUAAGAAACAUGACAAGUAAUGUGUAAUGCAUUACUUUUUUAAGUAAAACAGGGUUCUGGUGAGGAAGGAGAAAUUCUUUUUACCAUAAAGACCCCUGAGCCAACAAAGCCA